AUGGAGACCAUGAUGGACCCCAUGGAGAUCCGCUUCUCACAAGAAAAUCUAGGGGAGCAUUUCAGAGAUGGCACCUCAAUUUUUGAGACAUACGACCAGAUCCUCCAGGGCAUGGAGAAGCGUGAGGUGCAUAUGAUCCACGUUGUGCAGCGCGGAGGUCAUUACAUCACGUUAGACAACCGCCGGGUGGCAGUGUAUAAGAUGGUCCGCAAGGCAGGCAAAUGCGGAAAGGUGAAGGUCAAGAUCAUGCAUCGAGACCAGGUGGAUCAUGAACUGCGGCGAAAAUCGGACUCUACCGUGGAAGGCUUGUCCGUGAAGGUUCGCGGAACAGACAAGGUCAUUCACCACCGCGCAGACAUAGGCGGGCACUGGUCAGAUGAGCAACUGCGUGUGAUUGGGACGGCCAUCUCAGAUUUUGAAAAAGUGACCAAAGAGGUUCUUGGUCCUGGAGCGAGGUUGGUGAAGGCCGGCAGCUUCAUGAAGGGCACCGACAUCGCGGGCGAGUCAGAUGUGGAUGUGAUGGUCUUUGGAUGUGGUCCAAUCUCGGACUCCAACUGGCAGCGUCUCGUGGAAGGCAUCAGAAGCGGCGGCUACACCAUCUACACCAUAACAAGCACAAACCCUCGCUGCAUCCAUGUCCAAGCAAGUGGUGGAGUUGGAUGUAUUGCCAUAGAGUUUGAUGUGGUUGCCAAACAGAGGCAGGGAUUCCCGCCAAAUAAGGAGCCCACCAACCCAUUCAAGGAGAACCGGCUUGCAGCCAGUGCGGCUCGAGGGAUACGAAAGUUUCUCAUCCCCAGACCCGAAGUCCAGCAUGCAAAAGCAGCCGAGGAUUUUCAGGACUCCGAGGAGGGUCGCUUCAGUGGCAACUCCAUUGAGGAAGCAGUGCUCUCGGAGUAUGCCAAGCUGAACAGCCCCGGGCUGGGCAAGCUCAUUGAUGCGGCCAAAGCAACGCUCAAGAAGGCAAUGCUGGACAGGCGGAAGCGCGUCCCAACUACAGCUCGCGAAAACGAUGCCAGCGAGAACGAUACGAACUGGAGCACCGUUGUCGGAGAAGGCACGUUCCGCAAAGUCUACAGGGGGCGUUACACGGUCGGCGAGCGAGUCGGUCAAGCCUCAGCGGCCAAGGUUUUCAAAGACGGCACAGAGGCAUAUGAAGAUGCAUUCUUCGCCGAAGAUGUCAAGUGGUCGGAAAAAGCCAUUGAGAUCGUUGAUGAAUUCAACAAGGUCAAGAAGUUCAAUCGCUUCGUCCAAGUUUGCAAGCCCGAUGUUUGGGUCAAAACUCGUACCAAGCAGCGACUUUUGAUGGAGCCCUUUCUACACAAUUUCCAGAAGUUCAACUCAAACACGGCUUGGGCAGGCGAAACGGAAUGGGCCAAAGCUUUGCAGUCUUUGAGCCAGUUCUCCUAUCACUUCACUGGGGGCGACAUGGUUCUCUGUGAUUUGCAGGGCGCUGUGGAGGACGACGUGGUGGUUUUCACAGAUCCAGCCAUCAACUCCAAAGGAAAGCGCUUUGGCCCGGCAGACUUGGGCGAGAAAGGUAUUGAGAACUUCUUUCACCAUCAUGUGUGCUCAAAAUGGUGUGAUGCAUCCUGGAGAAAGCCUGGAGUUACAAGCACCCAUUUUGCUCCACAGAUGGGAACUUCGAUGAUCCUGCGCUGA
Symbiodinium pilosum is the source of this 1659-nucleotide messenger RNA. Lineage: Eukaryota; Dinophyceae; Suessiales; Symbiodiniaceae. The record is from the annotation of a GenBank genome assembly.